Arctia plantaginis is the source of this 1698-nucleotide messenger RNA. NCBI's taxonomy places the organism in Eukaryota, Metazoa, Arthropoda, Insecta, Lepidoptera, Erebidae. The record is from the annotation of a GenBank genome assembly.
AUGGAUAACCUGUCCUGCUUUACGCACGGAUGCAGCACAGGCUGGGUAUCAGGCGUACUAGGAAAUGAGGCGUUAACAGGAGGUGCAUGGCUCGCUGCUUUGCCGUGUCUAGUCGCACUGCCAGCUGCUCCAUUCUUCGCGGUCCUCGCUGACGCAAGAGGAAGAAAAGCGGGGGCUUUUUGUAUUUGUUUAAGUUUUAUUAUAAGCUGGUCUUUGGCAGCAUGGUGUGGCCAACGUGGCGUGUGGGCAGCCAGGGUAGCAGCUGGUGCAGGAGGUGCAGGAGCAUUGGCUCUGGCACCAUUAUAUUGCGCAGAAAUAGCGCCAAGGACCAAGGGUUUAGCAGCCAUGCCUGCGUUGGCUUGCAGUUGUGGUAUCCUGUUUGCGUAUGCCGCCGGUGGCAUGCUGUCGGCGCAUGCUCUGUCACUAUCGAUGGCAGUACCGCCAUCGGUUCUACUGGUGUCACUGAUCUGGCUACCGGAGACGCCAUCUUUCCUCAUCAAUGUAGGACGAAUACAGGAUGCGGCCAAAAUUAUCUGCUGGUUUGAAGGCUCCGAUUUCCAGGAGGAUCUAACAGAUGUUAUUGAGCAACAGGAAGUGAAAAUUCGAACAUCAGACUGCUAUGGGAGACGAGAGCCGAUGAGAAGACAGGACUCUGACACUUUCCAGCCAAUGCUUAAAAGAAUUAGUGGGCUGGAAUCCAACUCUGAUAAAAAGAAUGAGCAGUCAGCUUGUAGGGAACUUUUUCACCACCGUCGUUCUCGUCGCGCACUCGUUUCUUGCGUGGUGGUACUUAGCGCAGCUGCGGGCAGCGGCGCUGGCGCUGUCAACAGCUUUGCGGCAGCGGUUCUGAGGCACUCCACCCAUAGCGUGCCGCAUCUGAACAUGACAGCUUAUAACUUCACUAUUUAUAAUGGAUCUGCACCUCGCCAGUUGUUCGACCCAUCGGAGGCAGGGUCCAUACUGUGUGGUAGUGCACUGGUACUUGGCGCGGCCGUCGCGACUGCCACUGUCGACAAACUAGGAAGAAAGAAAUUGCUUCUUUGGUCUUGCUCUGGUAUUACAUGCUGCCUCGCUAUUCUUGGCAUCUACUGCGAUCCUAGUCUCCACUCGCAGACCUGGUACUCCCACCGAAUGUGGCCUUACCGACGAACUCAGAACGUCAAAGAAAAAGACAUCCAGUUGCCUGAAAACCUCACUACCAUAACGUUUCCAGAAUGGAAAGUAUCGGAAAUUCCAGAAUGGAAAAACUACAGUAGUGUUAAGUUGGAAAAUGAGAGUUAUUCCGGAUGGAGAGAACACAAUAUAAUGAACAAGACUCCAAGUGUGAAGGAGGAGAGUCUAUGGGGUCCUGUGGCUUUGAUGUCGAUCGUACUAUUUUUAUACAACAUCGGCUUAGGAUCAGUGCCUUAUGUACUUAUUUCAGAAUGGUUUAGUGUCAAUGUGAGAACCCUGGCAUCAAGCCUUCUCAUCUCCUGGAUGUGGCUCAGUAGCUUUUUAAUACUCCGCUACUACGGGAGCCUGGCGGUCUUAGUUGGUCUCCACGGUAUCUACUAUAUAUGUGCCUCCAUCACACUACUAGGCUCCUUGUACAUAUUCCUCGUCAUACCUGAAACAAGGGGAAAGUCACAAGAACAAAUCAAUGAAGAUUUAGAUGGACCUCUUCUGGUCAUUGCUAGAAGAAGAAAGAAUGAACGAUGA